Molecule: messenger RNA, 695 nt
Organism: Calypte anna (Anna's hummingbird)
Lineage: Eukaryota; Metazoa; Chordata; Aves; Apodiformes; Trochilidae
Gene: HINT1
Product: histidine triad nucleotide binding protein 1
Exons: 3
Coding region: 49-429 (126 amino acids)
Biological process (GO): purine ribonucleotide catabolic process
Cellular component (GO): cytoplasm; nucleus
Molecular function (GO): hydrolase activity
Source: RefSeq, a predicted model, not a curated record
CCAGGGCAGGAAGCGCGGUGUGAGCGCCCAGGCCCGGAGGCGGCCGCCAUGGCGGACGAGAUCAGCAAAGCGCAGGCAGCCCGGCCCGGCGGUGACACCAUUUUCGGGAAGAUCAUUCGCAAGGAGAUUCCCGCCACUAUCAUCUUUGAGGACGAUCAGUGCCUUGCCUUCCAUGAUAUUUCACCCCAAGCUCCAACACAUUUCCUAGUGGUUCCUAAGAAGCCAAUCGUCAGGCUGUCUGAAGCAGAAGAUUCUGAUGAAUCUCUUCUUGGGCAUCUAAUGAUCGUUGGCAAGAAGUGUGCUGCUGAGCUGGGCCUGACCAAUGGAUUCCGGAUGGUUGUGAAUGAAGGGCCCGAGGGAGGGCAGUCUGUGUAUCACUUGCAUCUCCAUAUUCUGGGUGGUCGGCAGCUGGGCUGGCCUCCUGGCUAACAUUAUUGCACCACAGGAGUUCACUGCAUACUUACUAGUCACCACCAAGUGGAUCCAAUGUGUUGCCCAUCAAGCUAGCCACUGUUAAUGUGUUCUGUGAUUUGUUGUGGGAUUUUUUGGUUUGGUUGGUUUGGUUUUUUUUUUUUGUUUUUGUUUUUUUGGUUUUGUUUUUUUGUGUUUUUUUUUUUUUUUUUGACUGUGUUAGAAGAGUAAUAAAUGCUCUGAACAACAUUUGCACAAUAAAGAUUUAGCAUGUGGGAAUCAUC